AUUCAUAAUGACCAUCUGUGAGUUCCUCUGAGAUGCUUCCAGAGAAGUAAGCUGCUCUUCCUCCUCCGUGUCCUGCCCCUUAAACUGCAUCCACUUCUGAUAAUUUGCCUACUCUAUCCGUACGAUACCACUAUAUCCGCAUCCUCGUCUUCUGAUAAAGUUCAGACAUUGCCCCGCCAAACAUCCCACUUCCUGUCAUCGAGGUGUUAGUCCGGCCGAACAAUCACCCCGCCAUCACGUCCUGCGCCCCCCUUGCCGCCCUACCAAAGUACACAUCUGUAUAUUUUAUACCCUCAACAGACUCUCUGGGAUAAACAAUAUCUUUUGCACAUAAUCUUCCCUGAUCGCCUCCCAACACCACCAACAUGCCCGUUGUCAGUCCAGAGAAGCUGGCAAAGCUCCAGCAAAACGCCGAUGAUGUACGAAAUAUUUGCAUCCUCGCUCAUGUGGAUCACGGCAAAACCUCACUGACCGACGCCCUCCUCGCUACAAAUGGCAUCAUCUCACCAAAAUUGGCCGGCAAGAUACGGUAUCUCGAUUCCCGGCCAGACGAGCAGCUCAGGGGCAUCACCAUGGAAUCGUCAGCCAUUUCGCUCUACUUCUCCAUGCUUCGAAGGUCAACCGCUGAGGCCGCCCCGGAGCAAAAAGAAUACCUUAUCAACCUCAUCGACUCGCCUGGUCACAUAGACUUCAGCAGUGAGGUCUCUACGGCUUCCCGGUUAUGUGACGGUGCCGUUGUUCUAGUCGAUGCAGUUGAGGGCGUCUGCAGCCAGACAGUCACAGUCCUGAGGCAAACUUGGACGGAGAAACUCAAGCCACUACUUGUCAUCAACAAAAUCGACCGCCUCGUCACGGAGCUGAAGAUGACACCGGGGGAGGCAUACAUCCAUCUAAGCAAGCUUCUCGAGCAGGUCAAUGCCGUGCUGGGCAGCUUCUUCCAGGGCGAACGCAUGGAGGAAGACCUCAACUGGCGUCAGAGGAUGGAGGCUCGCGUUGCUGCCGCCGCUGCAAAAGAGGCCAGGGUUGCGGACCAGCUGACCGACUCUGGGGAACUCCAGUUUCACGAGAGAGAUGAUGAGGAGCUCUACUUUGCCCCAGAGAAGAACAACGUCAUUUUCGGCAGCGCCAUCGACGGCUGGGCUUUCACAGUACGGCAAUUCGCCAGUUUGUACGAAAAGAAACUGGGUAUCAAACGCAAUGUCUUGGAAAAGGUUCUCUGGGGAAAUUUUUAUCUGGAUCCAAAGACAAAGAAGGUGCUUGGGGCCAAGCAUCUAAAGGGCCGGCCCUUGAAGCCCCUUUUCGUCCAAUUGGUUCUCGACCAGAUAUGGGCCGUCUAUCAGGCCACCGUUGGCGGCGACAACGGAAAGGGCGACGCCAACCUCCUCGAGAAGAUCACCAAAUCCCUCAAUAUCACCAUUCCUCCUCAUAUCCUCCGCUCGCGAGACCCCAAACUCCUUCUUACGACCGUCUUCGCCUCGUGGCUCCCCGUCUCUGUUGCCGUGUUGGUCUCGGUCGUGGAAUCACUUCCAUCCCCAAGGGCAGCGCAGGCUGAGCGCUUCCCGCUGCUGCUGGAAGACGUACCGGGAGCAGACCACAUUGAUUACAAAGUCAAAGAUGCCAUCAUUUCGUUCGGAAAGGCGCCGUCAGAUCCAGUCAUAGCCUACGUGAGCAAGAUGGUAUCCGUCAAGGAGAGCGAACUCCCCGAAAACAAGCGACGCGGACCCAUGAGUGGCGAGGAGGCACGGGAACUCGCCAGGAAAAAGCGCGCCGAGGCGGCGCUCGCACAAGGGACCAUGAAUGGCGGUAAUGAUAUGGAUGCUCUGACCACAGCCUUAUCUGGGGCGGCGCUAGAACAAGAUGUUCCCGAGGAUGGCGAGAAGGAGGCGGAGCCGGAGCACCUGAUCGGAUUUGCACGCAUCUACUCCGGCACGCUAUCUGUGGGCGACGAGAUCUACGUCAUCCCACCAAAGUUCUCACCAGCUCACCCGUUUGUCCAGCCGGUACCCAAGAAGGUGAAGGUGACAGCCCUCUACAUGCUGAUGGGUCGAAAUCUGGAGGCCCUUGACUCCGUUCCGGCUGGCGUGGUCUUUGGCAUCCGUGGGCUCGAGGACAGCGAUCUCCUCAAAUCAGGUACUCUCUGCAGCCAGCUAGAAGGAGCAGUCAACCUGGCAGGCAUCGCCAACUUACAGGGCCGUCCGAUCGUACGCGUCGCCUUAGAGCCUGUCAACCCGGCCGACCUGGACAAGAUGAUCAAGGGGCUUCAUCUACUCGUCCACAGCGAUCCGUGUGCGGAGUAUGAGCAGUUUGCCAGUGGCGAGCACGUCCUACUGACUGCCGGUGAACUGCAUCUGGAGCGCUGCCUGACAGACUUGCGAGAGCGGUUUGCAGGUUGCGAGAUCCAAGCGGGUGCUCCAAUCGUGCCAUACCGGGAAACCAUUGUCCGCGCGGAGGAAAUGCGCCCUCCUGCCAACAAGGAACUCGGCCGUGGCGUGGUUGUAGGCGUUACAAGCUCUAAGCAAGUAACUAUCACCUUGCGGGUGCGGCCGUUGCCCCGAGACGUCACCGACUUCCUAGUCAAAAAUGCGGCUGGUGUCAAGCAAUUGUAUUCCGAUCGCAAGGCUGCCGAGGAAGGCAGUGACGGGUCUCACUCUCCUCCCCCUGGGCUGGGCUCAGAAAACGGUGCUUCCCAAGAGGACUCUGCCGAGGCCGACGACGAGCUCUCCGCAGCCCGCAAAGCUCUCUCCCCCGAGGAGCUCAGCAGAGAACUCCAAUCCCAAUUCGACAGCGAAAAAGGCCGCCUCGACACCUGGAAGGGAAUCGUCGACCGCAUCGUCUCCUUUGGUCCGCGCAGAACGGGACCCAACAUCCUCAUCGACGCCACCAAAGACCAAUUCUUCCCCAAAGCCUUCUCUCCCAAUUCCGCCGCCAAUCUCAACAGCCGCCCGGCCGCCAACGAAUCCAUCAACCCGCACCACUUCUCCGACAAGAUUAUCUACGCCUUCCAGCUGGCCACCCACCAGGGCCCAUUGUGCCUCGAGCCGGUCCAAGGGAUAGCCGUCUUCAUCGAGGACGUAUCUAUUACGCACUCCUCCUCCUCAACAACAACCGACAGCGAAGACGCCGCCAUCCUAGCGCGCGACCAUCUGGGCCGUCUAACGGGCGAAGUCAUCAAAACAGUCCAACAGGCCAUCCACAAGGCCUUCCUCGACUGGUCGCCGCGCCUGAUGCUAGCCAUGUACUCGUGCGAAAUUCAAGCCUCCACCGAAGUCUUAGGCCGCGUCUAUGACGUCCUUACCCGCCGGCGCGGGCGCGUACAAUCCGAGGCCAUGAACGAGGGCACGCCCUUCUUCACGAUCCAGGCCCUCCUCCCCGUGGCCGAGUCGUUCGGUUUCGCCGACGACAUGCGCAAGCGGACGUCGGGCGCGGCGCAGCCGCAGCUCAUCUUUGCCGGGUUCGAGAUCCUGGACGAGGACCCCUUCUGGGUGCCCUUCACCGAGGACGACCUCGAGGACCUGGGCGAGUACGGCGACAAGGAGAACGUGGCGAAGCGGUACAUGGACGGGGUGCGGCGGCGCAAGGGCUUGCUGGUGGAGGGCCGGAACGUCGCGACGGAUGCGCAGAAGCAAAAGACCUUGAAGCGGUAGUUUUCAAGGGGUCCCUUUGUCAGACUUGAUAGCUACGCGAGAUCUAGACUGUGCAGGUACAGUCCAGGUUCAACUCGAAUUUAGCAAUUGCGAUUCACUUUGAGACGCGAAAGGACCUCUCAUCACACUAAGUACUUUCAAAGAUUCAUAACCUG
This is a messenger RNA of Parathielavia appendiculata, 3799 nucleotides long. RefSeq names its product P-loop containing nucleoside triphosphate hydrolase protein. Gene Ontology annotation, biological process: cytosolic ribosome assembly. Gene Ontology annotation, molecular function: ribosome binding; GTP binding; GTPase activity. The coding region runs from base 366 to 3644 and encodes 1092 amino acids. Lineage: Eukaryota; Fungi; Ascomycota; Sordariomycetes; Sordariales; Chaetomiaceae. Gene Ontology annotation, cellular component: cytosol; ribonucleoprotein complex. The record is from RefSeq and is a predicted model, not a curated record. The transcript has 4 exons.